Messenger RNA from Sodiomyces alkalinus F11, 1665 nucleotides. RefSeq lists its product as hypothetical. NCBI's taxonomy places the organism in Eukaryota, Fungi, Ascomycota, Sordariomycetes, Glomerellales, Plectosphaerellaceae. Bases 225 to 1481 code for a protein of 418 amino acids. The transcript has a single exon. The record is from RefSeq and is a predicted model, not a curated record.
ACAGGUACGGGACAUGAGACCCGCUCAGCGAAUGAGACUGCAAGGUUAUUUUCAUUUUACCAACCUUCACUUUCUGUUAACAGGUCGUGUUCAUACAUUGAUAUUUUUCACUACCAACAAGCUACCGGUCCAGGUCUCAUAAUUCGAUAUUCCGUCUAUUAGUGCGACCGGAAAGCCACGGAGGCCUUGGUUGAAAGGGCAUUUGCAAAGAAUUCCGAGCCACCAUGGCCUCGGACUCGAACGCGGCACUGUCGCACCGCCGCCAAAACAGUUCUGCCACCUCAUCCAAGAUUCUUCCCAUACAUGCACGACAAAGGUCACAGUCUAAGUCACUCGUUCGGCCGAAAUCUAGCCAAUGGGAAGACAGCUUUUUGCAGGCAUUUCUCGACCCAUCGUUUGACCCUACAGCCUACUUAAACGCAACAUUACCUCCACUUCAAUACGGCAACCACUCCGCGACGGGAUCCGGGGCCGGUGGUCCUACGAAAAGACAAGCGGUUCCUCUCUCCGAGUUAUCAAAUGAGGCUCAAACGCUUGCAACGCAACUAGAUGCUCACACGACGCGGCUAUCGAAUACUUUGACGCAGCUGACGGACGACAUCCUACGGAGCGGAAGCAGACUCGCCUACCAAGUCGAGCUCCUCCGCGGUGAAACCCUCAGUUUCUCCGAGACGUUACACGAGAAACUACAGGCUGAUAUUCGGAAGUUUUUGCCCGACGGACUACCCAGCACCGCUGAUACAGAUCUCACGGCUGCUUCUGGGACGAGGGAUAUGAAGGCGCCUGAACAGAAAGAUGUCUCUGUCGCCAUUCCCCCAGCGGCUGCUGAAUCCCCUGAACCAGGUCUUCCCAAUGAACCUCAGUGCAUUAAGCAACUCCGCACCCUCAGCCUUGUUCGCGACCGUCUGGACUCCGUCAUAAAUACUUUUGGCGAGGCAAUGGAGUUUGUCUUCCCUCCUUCAGAGCUCUCCGCUGCGUCAGGAUUUCUAUCCGUGUCGGCGCCUGAACCCGGAAGCGGGAGCUUUGGGGCCGUCGGGGGCGCCGGGGGCGCCGGGCAGCAUAGCACGGAGGAGAAAGGACAACAGGUACUCAGGCGACUACGGGAAGAGAUUACGCAACUUCUGCAGAAUGGCAAGGCCGCAGACGGAAGCGAUGACCCCGUCGCCGGUAUUGAGAGGGCUGCAGAGCGUGUGGAGGCGCUCAAAACGCUGGCGACGGUUUGGAAGGGCACGGCCGAGGAGAAAGGUCGCACCAGGUUCAUUGAGACAUUGGCCAAGAUGGUCGAGGACAGACACAAGGAGCUACUGAAGGAGGCGGAGGCUGCUGCACGGCGGGAGGGUGACGGUGCGGCGACGGGGUCUAGUCGACGACCGAGAAAGGGGAGCGUAAAGCGGGAGAGCGUGAAGGCGGAGGAGGAGAAAUCAUAUCUGACUGGGUAUGGCUUGAUGAGCCAACUUCAAAAACUGAGAAGCGGGCUAUGAAGAAAUGAGAUGAGGAUUUCUCCCACUAUAAUGCCCCCUUCUAUGCAGGUGGGAGGAAUUCCGUUAUUGUCGGGCCAUUUGAUGAAAUGUCUGAGCCAUAAUGGGUAAGACCAUCGUAAUGAGCGUUAUGCGAAAGUUAUGUGUAUAAGCAGCAGGGCCCACUAUUUGAUCAAUAUGUGCAGGU